AUGAACACCCUUGGAUCAUUAGUCAAUGCUCAACCUUCUCCUCUCAGAAUCAAUGCUAAUGAAUUACCAUCUCUGACCUUUAUGAUCAAACAAUAUGGAAUGAAUUGGACAUUGGUUGAUAAUAUGCUAUCAAAUUACGAUACCAGAGAUGUCACUGUUGUCAAUGGAUCCUUUACUCUUCUAUCAUUUUUCUCGAUCAGAUCACAACAAUAUACCUACCAUGGAUUACCAGACCGGUCACUAUCAGCACUCUAUUUUCCAAACUUGACUUCUCUCCGCAUCGACUCACUUCAGAUGGAUGGAAGUAUCAACAUUCUCUACAUGGUCAGAAAUCUAUCCAACCUCAUAACACUAUUCAUCGAUAAACCCUACAUCCGGGUUAUUCCUGAUGGAUUCCCAUUCACUCUAAACAAACUCACCGAUUUAACGAUAAAGUAUUACAUUGAACCUGUGCCAGAUGGUUUUGGAGAGGGUCUAAAUUCCAAGGUUUAUUUGACUCAUUUAAACUCUUUGGUGCCAUCGAGUCAACCGAUCUUUAGGUUACCAGAUUCUUUGUGUGGUGCGUACGGGCUAUAUUAUUUUUGGCGUCAAAACACGACACCUCUCCUCAAAUAUGCAGCUGAUUGUUUCAAAUGCUUUGAUAGUAGACUAUCUCCUUAUAUGCUAGGUGCUACUAAUUUGUUUAAAGGAUACAAUUAUCCUUGUGAUAUCAAGGUGACAUCAUUAUACUAUAAGACAAAUGAUACAGUUAUUAUUAACGGCAAUAAUCUUCAAUCGUCUCUUGGGUCAACCACCUCUGGUAAUGGUAUAAUUGAUUUCAUCCUCAACAACCAAAUUGUACAAUAUAGAAGAGCUGAUUUAUAUCCAAUACAAGAUCAAGUGGUGUUGAGUAGUAGGUUUGGAAGUACAGCUUCCAUUCCAGUAUCACUAACUAGAAUUAAUCUAGGCAAUUUUAUAACUAUCGAUCAACAACCUUUUGGAAUCAAUAUAUCAAUCAAUCUAAAUUAUAAUAUCAAUAUUCAUCACACUAUAUCUAUAAAUGGUGUUGCUUGUAGGAAAUUCAAUAGUAUCUAUAUCAAAGAUAGAUUAACAUGUUUCUUUCCACUUCAAAUAUCAUCACAAUCAACCCUAUUAAAUUAUAAUAUUGCCAAUAUUAGAAAUAGUGAAAUAUAUCAAUCCAAUUUUACAAGACAAUACCCUUCACUUUCCAACAACAAUAAUUAUACUAUUACGAUGAAUGAAUCAGCUACGGAAUAUAAAUUAGAAUUAAUUGGUCAAUUUGGAAUGAUCAAUCAAACAAGUAGCAGCAGUACAAGAACAAGUACAACAAUGUCAUCGGUACUGAUCAACAAUACCGAUUGUAUUAUUACAUCAAUCAAUUCAACACAUUUGGAAUGUAUCAUUAUAUUGGAUACAAAUACAACAACAGUACAUCAACAACAACAACAAAUAGAAGGAGGAGUCAGUGGUAGUGAUGGUGAAUUUGUUGAGAUUUAUAUAUCGAUUGAUGGACAUUCAUUCACAUCAUUUGAUUCUAUUUAUAUUAAAUAUCCUACCAUUUCAUCAUCCUCAUCGUCCUUAUCAUCAUCUUCAUCCUCCUCAUCCUCAUCAACGAAUGGUAUUAGUAAUAGCGAUUACCAAUCAAACAACACCAAAUAUUAUAUUAUUGCUGGUGUUUUAGGUGGAGCAUUGGUAGCAGGAGUUACUGUUUUAAUAGUCAUGCGCAUCAAGAGAAAACAACUGAUCAAUUCAAGAAUCAAAUCCAACAAUCAACUCGAAUUAAAGAAAUAUAAUAGUAAUAAUAUUAAAAAUAAAUAA
Molecule: messenger RNA, 1818 nt
Organism: Cavenderia fasciculata
Lineage: Eukaryota; Evosea; Eumycetozoa; Acytosteliales; Cavenderiaceae
Exons: 6
Coding region: 1-1818 (605 amino acids)
Source: RefSeq, a predicted model, not a curated record